This is a messenger RNA of Cynara cardunculus var. scolymus (artichoke), 3040 nucleotides long. RefSeq lists its product as uncharacterized. Lineage: Eukaryota; Viridiplantae; Streptophyta; Magnoliopsida; Asterales; Asteraceae. The transcript has 6 exons. The record is from RefSeq and is a predicted model, not a curated record. Gene Ontology annotation, biological process: DNA-templated transcription. Gene Ontology annotation, cellular component: nucleus. Bases 394 to 2829 code for a protein of 811 amino acids.
UAUAAAACUACUGCGUUGUGGGUUCGUAUUUAGGACUUGUAUUCACUCUCUCAGUGUGUUUUGACACGCAAAAACACAUAUGGUGCAACAACAUUUUAACCCACAUGGGUUUGCUUGAUGAUCAGGUGUUCUUAGUUCUAUGUGGUGGAGCUAAGCUCUAUACAUCUGAUUUUCAUAAAACUACAUCAAAUAUCUUAGUAUAGUGGCAUUUUGUGAAAAAAAAAAACAGUUGAAGAAGCUAACUUGCAAAAAACUUAAAUGUUCUGUAACCCCGGACCAAGAGAGGGAUUAUAAUAAAGGAACUAAUUCAACUUAAUGACUGACAGAAGUUCUGAGAACAUCGUUUCUGGGUCAACUUAGAAAUCAGCUUGACUGAUUCCAUAUACUGGGGUAAUGUUGAAAGAUAAUUGGGAAGGGAAGCAUGGUAUCAACUUGCCAGUUCACACAACUUGUUCGAAAGGCAUUCAAGGUACUCAUGUGGGCAAUAUGAUACUUCAACCUCUUCAAGGAUUUUCUGAUAAUGAUCUUGCUGGGUCAUCAAGCAGGGCAACUGUACCAGAUUUUGUUUCAUCUGGGUCAACAUCUGAAUGUUUUAUUCCUCGACAAUCAAACUUGCAAGGUGGUAAAUAUGGAACGUCUAUUAAUCAACCAAUGUCUAUGGAACCAGUGAGCUUCAGGAAUCAGGUCGACAAUCAGUUCCAUCAGCAAAAUAAUCUUUCAGAAACUCGACCAACUUUCAAUACAAAUCCAUGUGGAAAUGGAAUUGAGAAAAUAGGCAUUACCUCCCAUAACAUGGUAUCGCAAUUACAGCCUAGCCUUUUGGACAAGAAUCUGCCUGUUGAAGAAGCUUGCAAACCAAUAGAUAAUGUUCAUGCAAAAACUGAAGCUCAUAAAUCUUUGCACUCCAUGAAAUCAUGUAGUACAGACGCAGAAAAAUCUUUACUUGGUUCUAAUCUGCAAGAGUUGAUAAAGUUUCUCUCUGCCAAUCAUGGUUUAUCCAUGAAAACACCUCUGGAAAUGGGAACUCCCGAAUAUCUGAGACUUGUUGAGAUCUUGCACCAGAAUUCUGUUCAACCUAAUGGGUUCUCGGAUCAGUUAAAUGGCAGAAGAUGUUCUCAAGAAGAAUUCUCUGGUGGAUCAGAACAAAGUGGUUCUAAUUCAAAAGUUGAUGGAACAAAAAAUACCCCAAGUGUAGAGAGAGCCUCGUUUGCACCUUCAGUUAGCACCGAGCAAGAUGAAGUGAGUAGAACGAUGCACAAUGAAGCACAACUUGGACCUGGAACCAAUUACUUUCGUAACAAACUCGAGUGCACCAACGGGGGCAGUCAUCAUGAAGGAAGUACCAAAGGGAAGGAAGUAACAGUCCUUCCAUCUUUGCACAAGCCAAAACUUGCUUUGGCAGAAGAUGAAUCCUCUAUUUCCAAGACAGUGGUAAAAAAGCUGCCUUCUGAAAGGGCAACUCAUGUAGCUAUUGAAAAGCUGUGGGAGGGAUCUCUUCAACUAAGUUCUUCCGUCACUUCAAAAGUGGUUGCCUUCUUUAAGAGUGGUGAGAAGUUGCUUGGUAACAAUUGGCCAGAAUUCAUAGAAGUUAAAGGAAAAGUAAGAUUAGAGGCUUUUGAAAAAUAUGUUCAAGACCUUCCACGUUCACGCAAUCGCGGGUUAAUGGUAAUCUCACUAUGCUGGAAGGAGGGUUCUUCUGAAUUUGGGCUGACUGGUAUGAAAGAGGUAGCUAAAGGAUACAAGAAAAGCUCUAGGGUUGGAUUUGCACAACUUUUGUCCGGUAUAGAUCUUUACUUAUGUCCUCGCAGUGAUCCCAUAAUCACAAUUUUAGCAAAAUAUGGGUUCUUUAAGGGCAUGGCAGUCCUUGAUGACAAGCCGGAUUCAAUGAUUGGUUGUGUUGUGUGGCGUAAAAACCGACCUUUAAAUCCCGUUGGGAAUACAUCUGACAGUAAAAGUAGCCCAAGUUCGACCCAACCACAGAAUUCUCCAUCUGUUUUGUCUAUAAAACAAGUCCCGGAAAAUAAACCCUCCCCUAAAAAACCACCUGCCAAUUCCAACCAACAUGAUGAACCUGCAACUUCACCAUCAACCAUAAACAGCGAAAGCUGCAAGAACUCGGCAUCUGUUGAAGUUGAUCGUAACGGUGGUAAUUCGUCUUCUAGUUCCAGUCCUUUGCAGACUCGAGUCAUUUCUGAUUCUUGUAAUUUGGUGAGAAAAAGGCCUUUUGAGGAUGACGAUCUUCCUGAGUUUGACUUUGGAAUCGCAUGCGGAAAGUCAACUCUAGUAAAGUCUGCUGUUUCUAGGAACGAUAAUGGGUCGGCAGUGGUCAACGGUCAAAAAUUGGAUAGUUCCAGAUUGACCCAACUUCCUUCAGUUGUGAAAACUGUUGAAAGAAACACCAGCAAUGGUUGUUUAGAGCAGCCACCAAAAAAGAGCAAACUUUUUGAUGAUGAUGAUGAUAUGCCUGAAUGGUGUCCACCUGAGCUUCACAACCAAAUGCCACCAACCUCAAACUUCCAGACUUUACCGCGAUGCCCACCAAGGCCACCCAUCCGUCCACCGCCACAAGCCAACACCACCCGUCCACCGCCACAAGCCAACACCACCCGUCCAUCAUUCUCUUUCCAACCAUUCCGACCUGCAAUUAGUUCUCCACCAACCAGUGUCAUGGGGGCUCCACCUCCACCACCACCACCACGACAACCACAACCGCUAUCUUCUAAUUCUUCAGGCCGGUUUAAUCCUAAUCAAGCUUUGUGGUAUCGUCCAGGUUCAUCCAACGCCAAUUCAUCAUUCCCGUCUUCCAACAAAAGACGUCCACAGCCCUGAAACGAAGGAUCAGUUGAGCUUUGUUUGAAGUAUCCAGGCUUAGCACAAGUAGCAAGUUUGUACAUAAGUUGGAUGUUUUGUUUUUAGCGGAAUUCAUAAAUUGGAAGAUGUCUUGCAUCAGUUUGAUGUUGUAGUUUUAUGUUCGUCAACCCCUGUUUAUCUUUUAAAAAAGAACUAAAAAUCGAACCCUCUGGAAAAAUAACAUUUACCG